AUGGACAAAUUCAGAAAUUCUUUCAACAACAGAUCACAAAAAAACGACCCAGAGAUCGAGCCUGAAGAAAAGCAAAUCCUGCUUCACGAAAACCAUUCCACCAUUGAUCAACUUCCAUCAGUUAGUGCUGUUACAACUAUGUCUUCGUCUCCGCCGCUUCCGGAUUCCGGUGAGCGCCAGAGAGACAUGAGAAAGAUUACAAACGGCAAUGUCGCUGGUAGUAAAGAAGCAGAGCUAGCAGCAUACAAGCUCAACACUGUUAUCGACCAGCAAAACCCUAACACGGUUUGGCGAGAUUUGAGUUACGAUUUCUCGAACGACGGUAAUAAAUUUGAUUUCUUAACAUCUGACUCGCCGUCACCGCAACAGUCACCGGCGUUAUCGAGAAUAGCCGAGAGCCCAAAUAACUACGGUAUGCUCACUCCCAAGGAAGUUAGGGUUUCGUUUCAUGAUGAGGUGAUUGAGCCGCAAUCGUUACGGCAGAGGUCCAUUGGUAGUGGCCGCGGUGGUGGUGGAGAAGAAGUAGUGACGUGCUCCGGGAAUGCUUCGUUUAAGAGGAAACCGAGCUUGAUGAGGACGAAAACGAAGUCUAGGCUAAUGGAUCCACCUGAGACAGAUCAGAGGUCUGGUAAGCUAUCGAAAUCUGGAAUUUUAAUGAAAGGUGGCAGUGAAAUCGAUGAAGAUGAUCCAUUUUUGGACGAUGAUCUACCCGAUGAGUAUAAGCAGUUAAGGUAUAGUAAAUGGACUUUACUUCAGCUAUUCAGUUUAAUCACCAUUCUUGCUGCUUUAAUUUGUUCCCUCACAAUUCCUUUUUUCAAGAACAAGGAGAUCUUUGAUCUUGUAUUGUGGAAAUGGGGGGUUAUGAUUUUAGUUUUGAUCAGUGGAAGAUUGCUUUCAGGGUGUGGGAUUAGGGUUCUUGUAAUCUUGAUAGAAAGAAACUUUUUACUUCGAAAAAAAGUUUUAUACUUCGUGUAUGGAUUACGAAAAGCUGUUCAAAAUUGCGUUUGGUUAACUUUAGUUCUAAUCGCUUGGCUAUUAAUAUUCGAUCAGAAAGUUGAACGAUUUACAGAUGGGAAGGUUUUACAUUAUGUGACAAAGAUUUGGAUAUGUCUUUUAGUGGGGACAAUCGUUUGGCUAUUGAAAACAUUGUUAGUCAAAGUUCUUGCAUCCUCUUUCCAUGUGAGCACGUUUUUUGAUCGGAUUCAAGAAUCUUUAUUCAAUCAAUAUGUAAUCGAAACCCUUUCGGGCCCACCAUUGAUUGAGAUCCAACAAGAACGCGAAGAGGAAGAUCGGAUGAUCUCAGAGGUCCAAAAACUUCAAAACGCUGGUGCCACUUUGCCACCCGAUCUUAAGGCGAAUAUGUUCAAGAAAAGUGGGAGGUUUAUAGGAACUCCAAGAACUCCCAUGGCGGGAAAAAGUGGUAAAUUUUCCGAAGUUAACACCCCUAAGAACGUUGAAGAGGGGAUCACAAUCGAUCACUUACAUAGGCUAAAUCAAAAGAAUAUAUCGGCUUGGAAUAUGAAAAGAUUAAUGAAUAUCGUUAGAACAGGAGUUUUGUCUACUUUAGAUGAACAACUUGAGGGGUCAAGAGGUGAUGAAGACGAGUCUGCAGUGCAGAUCACAAACGAAAAACAAGCCAAAAUUGCAGCCAAGAAAAUAUUCUGUAAUGUCGCUAAGCGAGGCUCCAAGCGUAUUUAUCUAGUGGAUUUGAUGCGAUUUCUGAGAGAGGAUGAAGCGCUAAAGGCAAUCCGACUAUUUGAUAGUGAAAGUGAAACCAAAGGAAUCAGCAAGGCACUUCUCAAGAAUUGGGUGGUUAAUGUAUUCAGAGAACGAAGAGCUCUUGCAUUGUCUCUCAAUGACACAAAAACAGCUGUAAACAAACUCCAUCAAAUGUUCAAUAUUGCUGUUGCGAUCAUAAUAAUCGUGAUCUGGGUUCUUAUACUCAAAGUUGCCACCACACAUUUCUUCAUAUUCCUAAGUUCACAACUCCUUUUGGUUGUGUUUGUGUUUGGUAACACGUGCAAGACGACAUUCGAAGCCAUUAUUUUCUUGUUCGUAAUGCAUCCGUUUGAUGUCGGUGAUCGAUGUGAGGUCGAUAGUGUUCAGAUGAUAGUUGAGGAGAUGAAUAUAUUGACUACGGUUUUCUUGAGAUACGAUAACCAGAAAAUUAUAUAUCCAAACAGUGUCUUGGCUAUGAAACCCAUUGCCAAUUACUAUCGUAGUCCGGAUAUGCAAGAUGCUGUUGAGUUCUGUAUACAUGUAUCAACUCCUAGUGAAAAGAUUGGUCUCAUGAAGGAGAGGAUUUUAAGUUACAUUGAGAACAAAAGCGAUCAUUGGUAUCCGGCACCUAUAAUAUGCUUGAGGGACAUAGAGGACAUGAACCGGUUAAAAAUAUCGAUAUGGCCAUCACAUCGUAUGAACUUCCAAGACAUGGGUGAAAGAUGGCAACGAAGAGCUCUUUUAGUUGAGGAAAUGAUUAAAGUCUUCAGAGACCUCGAUAUCGAAUACCGUAAAUUGCCUGUUGAUAUGAAUGUUCGUAAUAUGCCGAAUGUGACAUCGAAUCGGCUUCCAUCCACAUGGACUACUUUGGCAAAUUGAGAUAUCUCAAGUGAAGUAAUUUCACCUUUUUGGUUACAUGGUGCGAUAAUUGAUAUUUCUUGGAGGCCUUUUUUUUUAUUUUGUAAUGAUUUGUUUUUGUUAUAUUUGAUAUUAAGUGAAAAUGAAAAACUAGAGAA
Messenger RNA from Lactuca saligna, 2735 nucleotides. The record is from the annotation of a GenBank genome assembly. NCBI's taxonomy places the organism in Eukaryota, Viridiplantae, Streptophyta, Magnoliopsida, Asterales, Asteraceae.